This is a messenger RNA of Amoebophrya sp. A120, 2022 nucleotides long. Lineage: Eukaryota; Dinophyceae; Syndiniales; Amoebophryaceae. The record is from the annotation of a GenBank genome assembly.
AUGAACGCUGCGCGCCAACAAUUUUUCCAGGAAAAGGACAAGCGUGUCCAGAACAACGGAGGAGGUGGAUCCAACGCCAGCAUGACCAUGAUGAACAACAAUCCCAACAACAACCCCGAUUUUCGGCACCAGACGCGGCAGAACCGCAUCACGCACACCCAGGUAUUGGAUUCGAUCCUAGUUAGUGGUAGCAACAAAAAUCGGCCACGGCAUAAUAGAAAUAGACGAAUGCGACUGGAUUCUAGAUGAAAUUUAUCAACAUCCACCAUUUCGAUUUCUUUCGUUAUUUUUAUUUAUUCACACACAGUUUCUUCUUCUUGUGUACAUAAACGAGCAAAUCACUCGCUGUAACCCCAAAACAGGACCUGGACGAUUUCGCCAUGCAGAAUUCGAGUUCCAGUCCGGAAGAUGAGCAUCAAGGGCUGCAACUGAAAGAGAAACUGGGGCUGACUCCGCAAAAAAUGGCGGACGCACGGCAAAAGCGAGCAGUCGCACUGAACAGCAAAAUUUUCGUCCAGGGGUUGCAGUCCGAGAUCGACUCGAAAAUCUUGCAGGCGGAGCAAGAGAAGCGCGAAUCAGAGAGUUUCCACAACGCAAAGCUGAAUAAGCUCCGGGCUGACAAGCGGCGGGCGACGGAACUCGAGGGGGCGACGGACUUCCUGACGCACAUGUGCAACGACAAGUUAGACGCGGGAGAUGUGAUCGACCACGGUAUGUGUGUUAAUGUUUGAUGAUGUGCUGUUUGUUUAUUUUCAUAGAUGGCGAAUGCACAUGCAGCUACAUCGUACAUUCACAUGGUAACGAGGAUGCAGAUCAUGCAGGAACGAAGUAAAAGUAAUCACUUUAGCUUCCAGUUUUGUCAUUCGGGUCAGCAGCACCUGCACUACAAGGACGAGGAUGUUGUUGAUGAGGUGCUUUCAAUGUUGUGUCUCGGCCAACAUUAGACAUCAUGAGCAUGACCAUGAGACGAGCAGCUUAUCGUCUGCAUUGUCUGCAACUGCAUUGACGUCCUUGUUCGUCUUAUUAGUUACAUUGUUUACUUUACCGCCUUUCUGUACUGAUACAAACAGUGCGCCUCUCCGGUAAAAAGCGCAGGAGCAGCAGCAUCAACCCCCAUGCGCAUGGUGCGGAUCAGAGCGCCACCCCCGGGGGGACGACCACGACCGCGGGGGCUAGCAACAACUUAUCAAAUGUGCCCCAGCGAGGUGGUUUCGAGUUUAGCAAGCAUUUGUUCUAUUUCCAGAGUAGCGUCCUCGGAAAUGAUAUAAGUAGAUAUAACGAUGAAAUACUUGAUAGUAAUGGCGAUAGCGAUGUAAGUACAUAGAUAUAGGUCUUGGAGAUGCAUGUGGUUAUUGCUGCAUAGGCUAGCAGAUAAAACGUCAAUUCGCAUAUAGGCAGAACUUAGCAAAUUGAUGUAUGUAGGGAUCUGAAAUACAUACAACUGCGAGAAAAAAUGUCCCCUCCCCAUAUCGAAAAGGACAUUUGUGACGCUAGAUUUGCGUACACGCUGGAUUUGCAGUCGUGAAGCUUAAGCUUCGGGAUGAAGCCCUGUCUUCUAUAAUUAGCUGCUCCCUGGUAGGACGAUUGGAGUGAGGGUUUUUCGCAUUUUUGUGUCAAGACAAUGUUGCACGACAUCAAGUACUCUCGUCAUCGUCUUGAUAUACUUGCACUUGGUCCAAUACUUUCUUACUCUCGAAGCCAGACUCGAAACUACAACAUCGCUGCAUUUUUAUUCACAAUACCAGGGCGGGCCCAACGGAGCCUUUGGCGGCGGGGGCCUAUUCGGCAACAACGUGACCGUGCCGUUUGCCGGAGCCGUCCAUCCGCAGGUGCUCUUGCAGCCCAAAAACCACGUCUUUGGCACCUGGAAGUAUGCAGUUUGUCCGGAGUCCACAACUUCUUCGACUCACCUCUGUGGUCUAUCUACUUAUACUUUGCAGUUAUCAUGGCGAGCAUCAUACAUUGUUGCUAUCUACAGAAAGAAAAUGAAAAAGAAACAGCUUGAGCUAGUAUCUUUCACAC